CAGAACCCUCUUCUUCCUGCUUCAGCUCUGUUUUUGUCUGAUUUGUCGCGCUUUCUAUCCAAUUACUGCUCUUGUCUCAGCAGUACGCGUGUGUAUCUUCUUCGAUGAGGUGUCCAAUUCGUGCACCUCCGAGAAGUCUCAGGACUCUUCCUGUAAUCCAGUAAUUUAUAUCCCCCCCUCUCUCUCUCUCUCGCAAUCUCACCACAGGGAGCGGUACUUCUGCUGCUUAAUUGGACCAUGUCGUUGGCUCGUGCUUUCCUCACCGGUGCUCUGCGCGGCCGCUGCUUUCCGAGCACCAUCGUCGCCGCCGCGCGCUUAAAACAAGGCCUGGCUCCGGCUCCUCCACUUCCGCUGCCGUACUCCUCUUCCGCAAUUGAAAACAGAGACGACGACAAAAGCAGCGUCCAGGUGGAGGUGACUCAAACGUCUUCGCCGGCACCUGCUCGGGGCCGCGGCCGGCGUUGGCUCUCUUGGAGGAAUCCGCGGGACCACUUCCCCCUCCAUAUGAACUCUGGGCUGGGUAACGCGCUGAUGCAGGUGUCGGAGAACCUGAACCGGCUGCUGAAAAGUUGGUCGCCGUCGCGGCUUCUUGGCCGGUUGAAGGAGGACGACAAGUGCUACAAGCUCCGGUUCAUGGUGCCGGGGCUGCGGAAGGAGGACGUGCGCGUCACCGUGGAGGACGGGAUGCUGGUGAUUACCGGGGAGGUGGAGGACGAGGUGGAGGACGAUGAGGGGGUGGUGGUGGGGGGCGGGGAGUCGACGACGGAGGACGAGGAGGAUGAGGGGAGGUGGUACGCGCAUAGGUACGGGUACUACAACACGACGCUUCUUCUGCCGGAGGACGCGAAGGUGGACGAGAUCACAGCGGAGCUGAGGGACGGCGUGCUGCGGGUCUACAUACCAAGGGCGGAGGAAAAGAAGAGCAACGCGAGGGUAAUCGACAUUAAGUAGACGAAGGAUUCGCUUUUGUGUGUGUACUGAUUUCAUCUUCUCUGCUACUGCAAUGGGCUUCAUGAA
Zingiber officinale is the source of this 1017-nucleotide messenger RNA. RefSeq names its product 26.5 kDa heat shock protein, mitochondrial-like. Gene Ontology annotation, biological process: response to heat. The coding region runs from base 238 to 951 and encodes 237 amino acids. The transcript is spliced from 2 exons. Lineage: Eukaryota; Viridiplantae; Streptophyta; Magnoliopsida; Zingiberales; Zingiberaceae. The record is from RefSeq and is a predicted model, not a curated record.